GACGAUAGUUCAUAUAGACGGAAAAACAAGAACCAUUUUGACCUAGCAUAUAAGGAUAUUGAAGAAAUUCCAUGAAGUCAUUCCUACACUUUUUCUUCAACAUUUCUCGUACAUAACGCUCAGCACUAUCAAAUGGAGCUAAAACAAUCUCAGUCUUUUCAAAGAUCCGAGACGACCAGGUUUCAUCCAUUACUAUCACAUAUAAGUGAUGAUAGUCAUGAGGAUCCCAAGAGAUCAAGUUCGCAGAUUGAACAACAAGUCGAUGCUUUCUUGAGUGCCCCUAUAUUCAGCGCAGCUGCCUAUGAUCUCGUCAUUAGGUCUGCGAGCGCAAAUUUAACUGUAAUUCCAGACAUAACGCCACAGUAUGGAUUACUCGGAAUAGAAGUGGGAGAAGAAGAAGGUUGCAGUGUAGAAGCUGGGCAACGACUGCUUCUUGCCAACCUGAAUAUGCCUUGGUCCGCAUUCAUCUGCGGUUCACAAGGUGCUGGCAAGAGCCAUACAUUGUCUUGUUUGUUGGAAUCAUCCUUGUUAAAAGACAAUUCAGCAGGCGAGCUUCCAAAUCCUUUGGCUGGUUUAGUCAUGCAUUACGAUGCUUUCACUAGCAGUAAUACGAGUCAACUGUGCGAAGCCGUUUAUCUGUGUUCAUCCGGAAUUCCUGUCACAAUCAUGGUAUCACCAUCGAAUAUAUGGUCGAUGAAAAGACUCUAUGGGGAACUUUCAUUACAUAACAAUGGUGGACUUCCCCCGCGUGUCGUUCCGCUCUAUCUCGAUGAAGACCAAUUGGAUAGUUCCAGAAUUCUUAAACUCAUGGCUUUCGAUCCGAAUUCCGACACCGUACCCCUGUAUAUGGGAGCUGUCAUGAGCAUUAUUAGAGAGAUAGCUAUGUCUGGUGUUAAGUUCACGUAUACGCUUUUUCGGCAACGGCUCGCGGGUGUACGCUGGACUUCAGGGCAGGAGAUACCUCUCAACAUGCGACUUCAAAUGCUCGACACCUUUCUAGCGCCGUCUACGAAGACGAAGAUCAUGAAACCAGCCGCAGCUGAAGAAAACAUAUGGUCUUUCCAGCCGGGAUCAUUGACGAUUGUUGAUUUGAGUGAUCCUUUCAUGAGUACCGGCGAUGCAUGCUGUCUAUUCUCCAUCUGCCUCUCCAUUUUCCUUGAAAAAAGGGGCGAAUGCGGACAGGUUGUCGUAUUAGACGAAGCACAUAAAUUUCUACUUCAGUCGGGCGAUGCUAAAGUACUUACAAAUGAACUCAAGUCAGUCAUUCGACAGCAGCGGCAUACAGGAACUCGUGUUCUCAUUGCAACACAAGAGCCGACUCUGUCACCUGACUUAAUCGAUUUGGCAAAUGUGACGUUUGUUCACCGUUUUCAAUCUCCUACUUGGUAUAGCACUCUCAAAAAACAUCUAGCAGGAGCAGAUCGCGAUGAUCUGUUCCAUGAAAUCGUCGCACUUCGAACAGGAGAAGCAUUCUUGUUUUGUCCCACGGCUAGGGUUGUGGUGGACGGAAAUAUAACAAAGUGCAAACAAUUAGAUAAUCUCGGGGAAAAACGUCUGCGCAUCAGAAUGCGGCAGCGUAUUACCGCCGAUGGCGGCAAGAGUAUUAUGGCGAACGAUCAGAAAAAGAUUAGCUCUAUGAUUAUGGAAACCGUUCGCAUGCAUGUUGUCACAGGCAAAAGUUCGCACGAAAACUCGGACAAGAAAGCGAGAUCUAAUAUCCCCAAUCCGUCUUCUGAAUGCUCAAGCUCGAAACUCAUUACACCUUCAAAAAUCUCGAAUGGUCAGAAGAUUGAAACUAGCACCGGGCAGGAUAAGGGUAAGAGAGCUACAGCAGCCCCCGCGACUGUUACGUCUUCCAAUAAUCAAGUUGGGAAACGUGAUAAAAAUGACCCUAGUACCAUGGUGAACGGUAAUGCUAGUCAAAGCAGUAUUCAGCCUAGUGGCCAAAAGUCCAAUCACGAAUGUACUGAACAGCCACAAACUCAUCCAAACUAAGGCUCAGCUUAUUUCUUCCAUUGAACAACAUGUUUCAGUCGCGGUCACUGAUCCAACACUCUUAACGACAAUUGAAAUGUCAAAGACUCAAAAAAAAAAGCUCUUUCGAAUUUACCGACAGACUAUUGAACUUUUACCUGAGCUUAUAAGGAUAGACCAAAUGAGAGAGAUUUUCUUUCAACGUUUUGAAGCAGCCUUAGUGAGAAAGAGAGCGAAGUGAGAAGAAUACUCUGGUUGUUACACUGGCAUCUAGCAAUGAAUUUUUUGAUUUCGUGGAGGCUAUAUUCCAAAAUAGAUAUGUACGGCUCAGUUAAUGACUAGAAACGAUCUAGUGCUCCAACUUCAAUAUAUUCAGAGCAAUAUCCAAGAUUCUUAAUGGCUUUAAUCAAUUAAUUCAAUUGUUGGUGAAUAAUACAUCUUUAAAGCUGUCAAUUGAGGUAAAAGUGGCCCACUCGGCGAUAAACUACGUUAUAUAUAGAGUAUUAUUCUACAUCUCAACACACAUAAACUAUCAUCAUCAACCAUAUUCAUUUCGACAAGAGCAAAAUUCCCAUUAUAUUCACAAGUGUAGCGGAAUAAGUCUUUGAAGAACUCUCAUAUCAUGAUUUAUCAAAUGGGUUAUUGGGGAUUGUAUAGUAUUUUAGCACUUGUUUGAAUACGAAAUUGUAAAUCCGAGUUGGGUUGGUUACACACAUGAUUUGCUCUUUUGUAAAGCGGAAUUUGGAAUUUGGAAUUCGUGUUUGGAUGCCGAGUGAGAUAUCUUGUUUAAUCACUUGUAUGUGUAUGAUUUCACUGUCUUUCGUAAUUGAAGGAAGGAGAGGCGACGAUCCAGCGCUUUCAUGUUAAGCGGUCUACUCUUUUCAGAAAAAUUAUUAUAGAGAAAGGAGAGGGCAAAUUGGAAACAUGGAAUGACAAUAUUUCUCAUUCAUUUCCACUGAACAACCCA
Botrytis cinerea B05.10 is the source of this 2941-nucleotide messenger RNA. RefSeq lists its product as hypothetical. NCBI's taxonomy places the organism in Eukaryota, Fungi, Ascomycota, Leotiomycetes, Helotiales, Sclerotiniaceae. The record is from RefSeq and is a predicted model, not a curated record. The transcript is spliced from 4 exons. The coding region runs from base 133 to 1995 and encodes 620 amino acids.